GUGGUGGAGGUUACACUGUUGUGUCACCGAGUAACUAUGGAGUAAGUCCAGGAGGUGGCUAUACGAUCGUAAUGGGUGAUCAACCAGCAACAAAGAGACAGGAAAUCAUCAUAGAUGGUAUUGUGACUGUGGACCAAACCAAUCAGAUUGUGAAACCAGUAGAGAAUAUGAUCGCAAAGCCGUGGAUUGAAGCUUCGUCUCACGUGAAGCAUGUUCUUGAAGUGUUCCGGUGUUACAGGAAGAUUUUCCAGAUUGUUGGGCGUGUCAUUCAGGACUGCAAAGAUGGUGUUAAUAACUUUGAUGCACUUUACACAAAGUACUCAUCAGCGCCCUACAUCGACCAACAAAGCUGUUCUGAGUUAAUAACACUUGCCAUUCCCUCCAAAGACCAAGUCAAAGAUUUGCUGACCCGUGCAGCCAACGCCGAUGUUCUCAAUUUCAACGCCAACAAUUGUCAGCAGAAUAAACAGAGUGAUGAUCCGGGAUAUAUUCCCUACGAUGUUGUAUAUGAUGACGAUGAUGAUGAUGAAUAUGGCAGCAAUAAUAACAAAUUGAGUGCUUCCCAAAGGUUUUUAGUGUGUGAUCUCAGGAUAAAAAGAAAGAAGACACAAAGUCAAGUGGCGCAGAUGAUUAAAAUGGAUCAACGAUUGGUUGGCGCAGUGAGAUGCCAACCUCAAAACCAAGGAAGCCGCAAGCACAAAGUUGCAUUGCCUAAACUGAUGAAACAUCACAGUCAUAUGCUUUGAGCUGGUUGGUCUGCAUGCAAGGUACACUUAUUAAUCCAAUUACUCUAAAAACUGUUUUUGACAAUUACACAAGCGUAAGCAGAAAAUAAAGGAACAUAUAAAAGAAUGAAGAUCAGUAUAUGGUAUAGGACAUUAACAUAAGCAUAAUCGCAAGCAAAAAAAUGAAAAUAAAAAAGAUGAAUGAAAGUAAAGACAAAAUACGAAAAAUGAAUGAAAUGAAAUGCGUGACAUGACACAUGGACAUAAUCGCAUGCGUAAUCGUAAGACAUGAGAAAAGAAAUGACUUGAUUGCAUGAAAGUUUUUGUUUUAGUUUUUUAUUUCUUUUUCGCUUAUGCUUUUGUUAUGUGUCGACCAGAUUUAAAAGAAGCGAAACUCUACUAUGAAAGGAAGUCGCAAUGCAUGAUGAACGAAUUCAAAUGAAGCGCCUUAAAUUGUGAAAGAGAUCAAAUAAAAUUGGACAAUAAUGUU
This is a messenger RNA of Exaiptasia diaphana, 1215 nucleotides long. RefSeq lists its product as uncharacterized. The transcript is spliced from 3 exons. Bases 72 to 746 code for a protein of 224 amino acids. Lineage: Eukaryota; Metazoa; Cnidaria; Anthozoa; Actiniaria; Aiptasiidae. The record is from RefSeq and is a predicted model, not a curated record.